Molecule: messenger RNA, 2043 nt
Organism: Cylindrotheca closterium
Lineage: Eukaryota; Bacillariophyta; Bacillariophyceae; Bacillariales; Bacillariaceae
Source: the annotation of a GenBank genome assembly
AUGGCCGCGGCAACAGCACCAACGGCGCCGACUGUGGCAGCGCCAACAGCACCCGCAGCUGCACCAGCAGCACCAACACCACAGCUGACCGCUUACCAUGAAUUUUUCGGCAACACCACUUUGGACCCCCAUCAACAAGACUACCAAGCGCUCAUGCGAGCCUACAGAGUUUACAACAGCGCCGAACUGUCUACCUCCGCUUAUCCCAUGGCCUACCUGUCGCUCAUCAAUGACAAUGGGAAUUUAUUCUAUCUAUUGGUCCAUGCACCAGCCUUCUACAAGUCCACUGCCUGGGAAUUUCCACAGGACGCCUUUAUGUCGCCAGGAACUGGAACAGAGGAAAACGUCCCAAAGGAUCUGGAGCGAGCUCUGGACAUUCUCCAGCUCAAUCCGGACGACUCCUCUAUUGGACCGUUCCAGGACACGGAUGCCAACAUCAAACAAGCGAAGACCCGUCACUACAUCCCUCUGCCACACCGCUAUGUGCAUCUGGUUCUGGGACGCCAAGUUCCAGUUCGAAAGGGUUUCAUCGACUUGGCAGCAGCCAUCAAAAACACUGGAGACGAAAUUGAGUGCCCCGAGCUCACCGAUUGGCUACUACUGUCACUGGUUAGAGCAGGAGCGGGCGCUCCACCAACUCUUGCAACAACAUUGCCUGAUAGACCUUUUGAUGAUGCAGCGCUCAAGGUGCAACGCCGAGAGCUGUUGGAACAGCAUCUUCCGGGCCUGAAGGAAGCUUCACUUCUGUCCAUGCUAGGAAUUCAGCAGAGCCUGGCGCAAUCAGUCAACGAACUGGUCCGAACCCAAAAGGACGCCCAGACCGAAACGACAGCACGAGACGCCAAGGCCAAGGUCCCCAGGAGUGUGGACGAAUUCUUUGGUCCCAUGCUCCACAAGCUCCUCAGCGUUCUCCACGUCCAAGACACUAGCCAGUGCCCACCUGUCUGGUCCGAAUGGGCUUCUCAGCCCAAGAAAGCCGACCUCGACGUUUUGGAAACCGCCCUCAGGUCCCAAGCGAGCAGCGAAGCGACAGGGGGAUUCGGAACUGUACCCAUUGUCACUCCGGACUUGGUGAAGAAAGUGAAGGCGGUGAAACUCGGUGGCAACGACACUGACGACCUUGAAGAAGGAAUUCACCCUUUCUCUAUUGUCCUGCCGUCCUAUGGAGGCUCCGAUGUGGGAGUGACCAAGGCGGCCCGAGAAAGGGCAGCAGCUUACGCGGAAGUCCACGGGGGAUCAGGGGCCUCUCUACAAGACGCCAUCGCCUUGAGAAAGCCUACUGUCCACAUCCCGGACACCUUCUCCAAGGCACGAAGUCAUCUUAUGGGCCUACUAACCUUGUGGCAAGUCCUGCUGCCAUUCAGCCAUCCUUUCCUACGAGCGUACGGAAUGUUCCUACAGCAAUACGUGCGAGAUGAAGCCAACUUCACUGCCCUACUCGACAAGUUGCCACGACCAGAGCCAAAGCCGGCUCUUUUCUUGAGGGCAGUACAAGUCCGCAUGGUUAACUACUGGCAGUCAGUGGAGAGCUCUAUGUCCUAUCAGCCGGAUCCGCCCAACUUUGUUGACAUCCUGGUACAGAUCCGACAGCGCUCCGACAGCUGGAUUGCUGCGCUUCCUGCCAACUACUGGAGCGAACCAGCGGCCCAAUUACCUACAGCUCCAUGGAACGGGGGAUACCUGCCCUACAUGAUGCCCCCAGGCAUGGUCCCAAUGUCUUCUGACAGCUCCGGUGCUUCCAGUCUCACACCUCAUUCCUUGGGGUAUCCUCCAUUCUUCAAUGGUUUCUUUCCACCACAGGGUGGAGGAAUUAAGCCAGGCGAGGAUGACCAAAAAUCCAAAGGAAAGAACAGCCUCCAAGUGAAGAACUCCACACAUGUUCCAGAGCUCAUCCAGUUCCGGAAAUUGGCCCUUGCCACCGCUUUUCCAAAGGCCGAGCAGAAAGCUGGAUCUCCGCCGCCUGAGAUCACCCACAAUGGCACCAAGGUGCAAAUGUGUGUUGGUUAUCACGUCAAGGGAAAAUGCUGGGAAAAGUGUCCUUGA